UCUCCUUGGGUGGCCCGGUGUUUAUAUCCUUCGCAUUUCGAGAGAAUUGCAAAGAGGGUAUCUUGCGUCAACGACGCAACUGGACGCAACAAUAAUGCUGGUACGUCGGUUACUGUGUAGAAAGCAAUUGUGGCAUGCCUCGUGCGUCUACAUGCCUGUUCGUCACACGCAAAACCAGCGCGUCAGCCAACAUGCACUGGACAAGCUUAAUCUCGAAAUUCGGCUGCCGGCCCCCCUCAAGAAGCAGCUGCAACGCAAGCCGUUCGCUAAGAAUCUGUUCUUCGCUGUGUUCGAUCACGAGUUCAUGUACUAUCCCGAGCCACAAACCAAGGACAGGCAUCAACGUUUCUUCGAAUGGCUCCAGCCUAUCGAGAAGUACAUGUCGAAGUGUCUGGAGAAUCCGCAAAGCGUCCAGAAGGAAGACAUUCUGGCUCAUCUAAAUGAGUUAGGUGUCUUUCGGGCGUGCUUAGACGAACAGCAUCUCGGCUUGAACCUGAAUCACUCAGAGUCGGCCAAGCUGGUGGAGGUACUCAGCUGCUUUCCUUGGCUGGGAUGUUACAUGAUCAAGAACUACAUCGUACCCGUUCAAAUCAUCUCUAAGCUGGCCUCAGAAGAGCAGAAAGCCAAGUAUCUACCAAGGAUAGCAACUGGAGAGCUCAUUCCCACGGUGUGCUUGACUGAGCAUGGAAACAGAAUAAAUAAACAUAAGAUCAUCAGUACAGCUACAAACUCGGAAAGUGACACACAUUGGUUAUUAAAUGGCGAGAAGAUACUUGUAGUCAACGGGCACGACGCCAAUCUAUUUCUCGUCUUCUGUCACUGUGGCUAUCGCCAUAUUAUUAAUGAUGAUUUGUUAUCUAUACUUCUGGUGGAACGUGAUUUCGGAGGUAUUACAAUCAAGGAUGUUAAGAAUCUUGUUGGCCUUCAAAACAAUCCGGUUAGUACAGUUACUUUUAAAGAUACCGAAGUCCCAAAGGAGAAUUUUCUGGGUGAUCUGGAAACUCAAUCAUCGAAUAUACUAAACGACAUACUCUCUCCUGGAAACAGAAAUCUUGCUCCGCAAGCAGUAGGUACAUUGAGAGCAUUUACGAAAAUGUUGACGAGGCACGUAUUGCAAAGGAAACAUUUAGAUAGAAACAUGCACGAGUAUGAAAGUGUUCAAGAGAUAAUAGGUAAGAUGGCAAGUACUCUGUAUGGCAUGGAGAGUAUGUUGUAUUAUACCACUGGCAUAAUGGACACAUUUGAGAAUCAAGAUUGCACGCUCGAGAAAGCUAUGGUGGAAGCGUAUUGUACUAGCGAAUGCGUCGCACGUAUUUACGAAGGCUUACAACUUAUUGGAUCGCAGAGUUACCUGAGGGAGAAUCCUUAUAUACAAAUCUUCGAAGAUGCAUUGUCAUAUAUCCUGUUCGAAAAUUAUAUUUUCGAUUGCAACAUAUAUAUAGCUUUGAUUGGUUUAAGACACACAGGCCAAAAUCUAAGCGAUCACAUAUUUAAGUUACGAAAUCCCUAUCUUUUUCCCCAAUAUAUAUUUAAGUGGAUAAUGGGUAAGGAAUAUCGAAUAGAACUUAAACUUGCUGACCAUUUGCAUCCGUCUUUCGUAUUAGGUAGCGUACAACUGGAGAAGUGUAUCACCAGGUUGCAGACCACCUCGAUACUACUGUUAAAACGCCAUGGCACUAAUAUAUCCGAACGACAAAUGGAACUGCGUCGAAUUGGUGAAUUAGCAACGAGAACAUUCGCACUGAUUACUAUUCUUUCGCGCGCUUCCAGGGCAUAUUGCAUCGGCUUGAGAAACCACAAUCAGGAUAAGCACCUGGCCGACAGUUUUGCAAUUCUCUCUAUAGACAAAGUGGAGGCUCUUGCACAGGAGAUUGAAUCAGGAGAGUGGAACAAUGGUGACAGGUUCAACAAAGAAGUUGCCGAACUUAUGUACAGUAAAAAAGAUUAUUUCGCCGAACAUCCGUUAAAUAGAACCUAUUAAACAUUUGAUAAAUUUAGUUUAUACACCAUACAUAUGUGUAUGUAUAUAUAUAUAUAAUAGAAAAGAAGAUAAAACAAG
Trachymyrmex septentrionalis is the source of this 2059-nucleotide messenger RNA. Its product is annotated as acyl-CoA dehydrogenase family member 9, mitochondrial-like. Gene Ontology annotation, molecular function: acyl-CoA dehydrogenase activity; flavin adenine dinucleotide binding. Bases 95 to 1981 code for a protein of 628 amino acids. NCBI's taxonomy places the organism in Eukaryota, Metazoa, Arthropoda, Insecta, Hymenoptera, Formicidae. The record is from RefSeq and is a predicted model, not a curated record. The transcript has a single exon.